Molecule: messenger RNA, 2121 nt
Organism: Malaya genurostris
Lineage: Eukaryota; Metazoa; Arthropoda; Insecta; Diptera; Culicidae
Gene: tj
Product: transcription factor MafB
Exons: 1
Coding region: 534-1700 (388 amino acids)
Biological process (GO): regulation of transcription by RNA polymerase II
Cellular component (GO): nucleus
Molecular function (GO): DNA-binding transcription factor activity, RNA polymerase II-specific; RNA polymerase II cis-regulatory region sequence-specific DNA binding
Source: RefSeq, a predicted model, not a curated record
GGUGAAUUCACAUCGUUUGUUAAAUAUCGUCAGUCCUCUCGUCGUGUAUUUCAGUUAUCGUCGGGACUAUCGUUAAGGCCCGUGGGUUGAUAAGAGUGUUCCUGGCGAUUACCGUCGCAAAAAUCGCUGGAAGUAUAUACCGAGUGAUGUAUCAAUUUUGUAUUGGAUCGUCUGGGUUCAAUUGUAAACAAACCAAAUUAUCGCUUAGUCGAAUCUGUGUGCAGUGAACAAGUCAACGAUCGAGCCAAAGACGUUGAUCACGUGGAAUGGUAAAACUGUAACGAGUAGUCGUGUUUGGAAAGUCGGUGUUUUCUGUUUUGGGUUGUUGGUGUAUUAUGCAAGCUGCAGAAGGUUUCCGCAAGUCGGUCUGCUUGUAAAUAGUGAGCUUGAAACAAAUACGGAAGAGCAGUGGCCCAAGCAGUUUUCGUUAUAUAAAAUUAGUAGAGAUAAACCAUCAAAACCUUGUACCGCUUUCCUGUUCUGUUGAAGCAGAUUUUUUUUGGCACCAAGUGAAUAACUAUAAAUAUUGUUAUAUGAAACUACCGGGAGAACGCGUUGCCAGAGUAAUGAAUCUCGAGGAGCCCACAUUCGGAGAUAAUUACAUACAGGAAUUCGUGCUGGAACAUCUGGAAGAUACUAGUGUGAAACGGGAGGAUAUAAGCCCAACGGUUGGAAAUGGGAAAAUCUGGGCACCGGCAGGAGAUGAAAAUGGAUUUAUACCAAUUCGACUAAAGGCCAGUGGCUGGCAUGUUGAGGAGCGCAAGGUCAACUCAAUUACUCCUACUUCGGACUUUUAUCCACAUCCUACCCAUGGCCAACCGGUUUUGUUAAAUCCACCCAUUGUGGGUGUACCAUCUACACCACCGGAGACUCCUCCGGUUGUUGGUUCCCCGAGUCAUCCCAAUUCUGGUUCCUACCCGUACUACAGCAAUCGUAUCCAGCCUGAUCAGAUGGAAAAUAUGAUGAUCGUUCCGCAGACGAUGCGAAUGGAACAACCGUUAGAUCUACGACCUUCGCACCAGUUUGCAAUUUCUGCAGAAGGUGAUUGGAUUGAUCGUAAGGAAUAUAUGCAAGCCCAUCCUACUAAUGGAUUCUCUCAUCAUCAUGGUCAGUUAGAUCACCUUAGCCCACUGCAUGGUGGUUCACAUCAUCAUCUCAAUCUCCAUGGACAUUCUAACCGUCCGCACUCGGUUAGUUCCGCAGGAUCACUCGGUUCUCCCAGAAUGGGCAAUGGUAGUGGUAGCUGUUAUACAAGUAGCAACAGUAGCGACGACAUUAUCAAUGAUGAUCUACUGAUGUCGCUUUCGGUGCGCGAACUAAACAAACGCCUGCAUGGUUGCCCACGUGAUCAAGUGGUUCGCCUAAAGCAAAAACGACGCACUCUAAAAAACCGUGGAUAUGCUCAAAACUGUCGAUCCAAACGGCUGCAGCAGCGCCAUGAUUUGGAAAUCACCAAUCGCCAGUUGCAGAACGAGAUGCAUCAUAUGAAAAUGGAAUUGGCAAUGAUCAAGCAGGAAAGAGAUGAACUCAAGAGUAAACUUCGCGAUCGCGCAGGGGUAGCGCAUCAGCAUCCACACAGCCAGCAACCGCCAAUACCACACCAGCAACAGCCUCAAUCGCGUCAAUCGAACGGGACUGCGUCCGCUGCUAAGCAUCCGCUCAUUACCGACAGCACCAGCUCUCCAGAAUAUUACGUAUGACGUCAAAUUGGAGGCCAACAACCGUGGAUCGGACGUUAUGCUUCCUAAUGCAGCUAAUAGUAAAUCCAACCGAUGGCUGUCCCAAUGGGAAUGACCAGAAUGUAUUUUUUGGUGAAUAAAGAUGUAAAUACGAAAAGAUGAAAAGCAUUAAAGACUGGAUCUCUGUGCGGGCGCAAUGUUAUUCCUAGAGAUUUCAUGCGCGUUUAGGUGUUCCAAAGUACCUCACUGAGCGAGGUGAGCAGGUCGAAAAUGCUAGUUAUACGAAGUUUGUAAUUUCACUCAAGGAUUAAUCGUGAAGGCUAACAGUUUAAAUUGUCGAAUUUCGGUUGAAACAUGAGUUUGUUAAACUUUCCUUUUUUAAGAAAGACUAUGCAAAGAGAUCUAUUAAAUAAUAAGCAAUCGUUUUUAUUAAAGUAAAAAA